AUGACAAGAGUAGAGGCAACUGGUUCAGGUAACCUAGUUAUGGGUAGUUGCAUGAUAGCUGGUGUGUCUUGUUGUGUAUUGUAUGAUUCUAGAGCGACACACUCCUUUGUGUUAGAUGAUUGUGUGAAACGUCUGGGUCUACCAAUGUGCGAGCUGCAGUGCGAGCUUGCGGUGUCUACUCCGGCGUCGGGUCUGGUUAGGACGUCUUCCUUAUGUGUGAGGUGUCCUGUGGAGGUGGAGGGACAUAGAUUGUCAAGAGAAGAAGCUGUUUUUUCCCAACUCAGAGGAGCCUGUGUUGUUAACAUCUCAAGGGGUUAUGAAGGAGCUACAGGGGGUGCACAGGGUUACAUAAUCUUCACACAUCUGGGGGUGGAGCAAGAGGUGAAGACGUUAGUGAUACCGGUCGUGCAUGAGUUCGAAGAUGUAUUUCCGGACGAGGUGUCAAGGUUGCCUCCCCACAGAGAAAUGGAAUUCUUUAUCGAUCUAGUACCAGGAACCGGUCCAGUGUCGAUGGCUCCAUACCGUAUGGCUCCAGCAGAGUUAGUGGAACUCAAGAAACAAUAG
Vigna unguiculata (cowpea) is the source of this 564-nucleotide messenger RNA. RefSeq lists its product as uncharacterized. The record is from RefSeq and is a predicted model, not a curated record. Lineage: Eukaryota; Viridiplantae; Streptophyta; Magnoliopsida; Fabales; Fabaceae.